Brassica oleracea var. oleracea is the source of this 1512-nucleotide messenger RNA. RefSeq lists its product as uncharacterized. Bases 1 to 1512 code for a protein of 503 amino acids. The record is from RefSeq and is a predicted model, not a curated record. The transcript has 3 exons. NCBI's taxonomy places the organism in Eukaryota, Viridiplantae, Streptophyta, Magnoliopsida, Brassicales, Brassicaceae.
AUGGUUGUGCUUCCUGUUACUCUUAAGGGAGCUAACUAUCUACUGUGGGCAAGGCUUGGUAAAAAUGCUCUUGGAGGCAGAGGACUCUGGGAAGUAGUUGAACAAGGCAAGAACCCAAAGAAAACCACCCUAGGAGAGGAUGGUAAAGAAGUUGUGGUCAUUGAAGCUGGCGACAAGAAGAAAGGUCAGGAGGACCUCAUGGUGCUGUCUAUUCUCAUGUCCAGCCUUGAAGCCUCACUCCAACAAGCUUAUGCUUACUGUGAAACGUCCAAGGAGUUAUGGGAUACACUUAAGAAGGUUCAAGAGGACGCUGCCUUUGAUAAACAUUUUGGGAAGUUUAGAUACUUGUGGGCGGAGCUGGGGAUGCUUAGGCCAGGAACAGUUGAUCGAGAUGUGUUGAAUGAAAGGAGAGAACAAGACAAGGUCUUUGCACUACUCUUCACUCUCAACCCUGGAUACACUGAUUUAAUCAAGCACAUUCUAAGAGGAAAGGAACUUCCAUCUCUUGAAGAAGUAUGUGCUCAGAUACAAAAGGAGCAAGGAUCAGUGGGCCUCUUUGGAGGCAAGCGAGACUUAGUUCUAGCAAACCAAGCUGAAGGAGUUGCAAACAAAGGCACUUACAAGGCUGAAGAAAACAAGGUGUGGAUCUGUGAUCAUUGCAAGAAGAGAGGUCAUGGGAAAGACAAGUGCUGGAUACUUUAUCCCCAUCUUAAGCCACAGAAGUUCAGGUCAUCUUACAAUGAGGCAAGAGCCAACUUCUCUGGUGAUGUAGGCGAGCCAUCUACUUCAAGAACCAUCCUCUCAGCCAAUGAGGGUGGUGAAGGAAAAGCCUUGGCGUCCAGUAGCAGUACUGCCAUGAGAAACAAUCAAGAUGAAGCCAUCAGACGUUCUGACAUUGAGGCUCUCAUCAAGAUCCUUAAGGACAACUCUGGUAACACUCUUGGUACUCCUUUACAUGCUACAACUAGUGGUAUCUCCCUGAAUGCUUUAACCGGAAAUCAAUUGAUUAAACCAUUAGUUGUAGAUUCAGGAGCUAGCCAUCAUAUGAUAAGUGAUCUUAACUUGAUUAAAAAAACUGUCCCUGUUCUAGGAAAUGUUAUGAUAGUCAAUGGUGAAAGAGUACCAAUUAAAGGAAUAGGUGAUCUUAGGUUAUUUGACAAAGAUUCAAAAGCUUUCUAUAUGCUUAGUUUCACCUCAAACUUGUUAUCAGUUAAAAGGGCUACUAAUGACUUGAAUUGCAGUGUUACUUUCACUCCUAACAAUGUGUACUUUCAGGAUAUUGAGGGUAGUAGGUUGCUUGGCAAAGGUGUUACCAAGGGAGACUUGUACUUGCUUGAAGACACCAAGCUCUCAACCGAUUUAUCUUAUGCCUUAAACUCCAUUUCUGGUUUACCUAAAGAUGAGAAAGAAGAGAUAAGCUGGCGGCUAAGAGCACCAAGGCAGUCUUCAUUGGAUAUUCUCCACACCAAACGGGCUAUAAAUGCUAUGUACAAGAGAUUAGGAGAGUCUUAA